Chinchilla lanigera (long-tailed chinchilla) is the source of this 4814-nucleotide messenger RNA. It is a transcript of the gene Fbf1, whose product is annotated as Fas (TNFRSF6) binding factor 1. The transcript is spliced from 31 exons. The coding region runs from base 339 to 3833 and encodes 1164 amino acids. The record is from RefSeq and is a predicted model, not a curated record. Gene Ontology annotation, cellular component: centriole; ciliary basal body; ciliary transition fiber. Gene Ontology annotation, biological process: establishment of epithelial cell polarity; cilium assembly. Lineage: Eukaryota; Metazoa; Chordata; Mammalia; Rodentia; Chinchillidae.
CGGGGGGACGGCACAUAAAGGAGGUUGGAGGGGCUGGAGGGCCCACAGCCUGCGCUGCGAGCCAAAUAGCUAGACGCACGGGGCGCGAUACAUUGAGGGGCGCAGUCUCGGAACGGACCGGGGGUUAUGGGAAGGACUGUGGCAUAGGGGCGGGCUCGGGAUUCAAAAAAAGACUCGCAUGUAGUGGGGACAGGUCAGCACCUUGGAGACGGAUGAUGACCGCCUCUGGCUCCGUUCUUCCAAGGCUCGCCGAAGGGAAGGUGCGCCUGCUGUGGCCGAAAUUUGUGUGAUCUGGACAGUGCUGUGAAGGAGAUGCGUGCAGCACCCAGCACCCUCAGAUGGCACCAAAAACCAAGAAAGGUUUGAAAGGCUCCAUUGAUGAUGUCCUUGGUGACCUCCUGGGUGAUGACUUGAUACUCCCGGAGAAGCCUACUGAACCAGUUCCUUACAAUAGAGAUGCCACAAAUGUACCUCAGAAGCUCGACUCUUCAAAGGCUAGAGGAAGGUCCUUCCGGGAAGAUGAAGACUUUGACACUCUGGGAGGCGUGGCAGGAGCUGAUGCUGAGGUUUCUGACAUCUCAGAUCCAGACCCACAGGCCUUGCUACAGGCCAUAAAGGAUCUGGACGACAUGGAUGCCGACCUCCUGGGGCUGAAGAAGUCUCCAGCCUCUGACAAAAGAGCGGCAAAGGGUUCUGGGAAAGAAGAGCUGCCUUGUGACCCCAAACCUGCUGGCAAGUUAACAGCCGAUGAGAAAGGGGACACCAGUCCCACCAGAAAGCCAUCUCCCUCUCCCAGCAGUUUUGGGCAUCAGUACAGGAGGUUUUCUUUUGAAGACUUGGAAGACCCAUUAGCAAGACUUCUCUCUGAUGAUGAGGAAGGAAUUGCAAAGAAGCCACCAGUGACAGAGAGUAAAACGGCCUCCGAUAAGAACCUCAGCACAGUCAGAGACCCAGGUCCUUCUGUUCCUCUCACUCCUGGGGACACCCCUGUCCGAAAGAAAGAGGAAUUGCUGUUCGAUGAUGGGGAUGACAUCAUGGCCACCCUGGGGUUUGGAGACAGCCCCACGGCGGAGAGGAGGCGGACGGGAGACCAGGAAGGGCCCCGGCCUGCUCGCUCCAAGCUGGAUGAGCUUCUGGGUCGAGGCACAGCCACCAAACUCCUGGCUCGCCCAGGAGCUGGGGAACACAGGGAGUUCAAGGUGGACAAGAAGUGCCAGAGGUCACAGGACAAAGAAGACACUUGGGACGACGAAAUCCUCACCUUUGGGGCCUACCAGCCCACCUUGGGCUCCUCCGAGGGCCGGCAGUCCCGCCGACAGUCUGUCAGCAGAUUCUUAGCAGAAGGUGGCCCAGACCCCAAGGGAGAGCUGGGCUCCAAAUGGAGCCCUCCAGCAGCCUCUAGCCCCAUCCACCCCAGAAAGGGAGGAGCUGACUGGUUGGGCCUCAAGGAUGAAGACUUGGACCUGCUCCCUCCCUCUCCCACCCAAGAGGCCCGAGGAGGAGACUCAGCGAUAUCUCCACCCUCCAUUCCCCCUCCUGGGAGCCAGCACUCGGCCUCAGGCCUGCAUUCUACCCCUCCUGGGCCGCCCUCCUCAGGGGCAAAGCUACCAGCUGAGGAUGCCAUGUCCCCUGUCAAAUCCAGCCAUGCUUCCAAGCUGGGAGCAUCCACAGAGAAAGAGGAGGAGGACUGGCUGAGCCACGUCUUAUCUCAGAAGAAGUCCCAGGGUCUGGCCAGAGAAGAGCGCACUGGAGCCUGCAAGGCCCUGAACCCGGUGGGCACAGCAAGCUCUGCCCCUUCUGGCAGCCAGCCCGUUGCCAGCAUUCAGGGGCUUGAGCAGGCAGCUUCUGGGAGGACCUUAGGAGGAGCAACAGCACGAGAAGCACUGGCCACCAGGCCUGACACUACAGGGUCUCCCACAAGUUGCAUCCAGGCCGCCUUGGCCCUCUCUGCAGGUGAUCUAAAGAGGAAAACAGCUUCUGCAGACCCUUUCUACACUGAGCCUGCAACUUGUUUCCUGAGCUCCCAAGAACCCACAGGGCUCCCUGUGCCUGUCCAGUCCCUGGUCUCAGAGUCCCUGGUACAAAAUCUGCUGCCAAGCACAGGAUACCAGAAGCCAUUGCUGGCAGCCCAGGCACAGCUUCAGAGCAACACUGAUCCACUCCAGGCUGAACUGCUGCAGUGCCAGGCCCGACUGGCAGAGCUGGAGGCCCAGGUGCGGAAGCUGGAGCUGGAGCGGGCUCAGCACAGGAUGUUGCUGGAGAGUUUGCAGCAGAGGCACCAGGCAGACCUGGAGCUCAUUGAGAGUGCGCACAGAAGCCGCAUCAAGAUGCUAGAGACAUCGUACCAGCAGCGAGAGGAGCGGCUCCGGAGAGAGAAUGAGGAACUGUCAGCCCAGUAUCUGUCCCACUGCCGUGAGGCUGAGCAAGCCCGCACUGAGCUCGCAGCACAGCACCAGCGCCGGUUGGCAGCAGCUGAGCAGGAGAAAGACCAGGAGAUGGAGAAGCUCCGGGAGCUGCAGCGGGCAUCCAUCCAGGAGAUGCGCAAGGACCAUGAGGAGCAGCUGCAGCGGCUGAAGCUGUUAAAGGACCGAGAGAUCGAUGCCGUCACCAGUGCCACCUCCCACACACGGUCCCUUAACGGCAUCAUCGAGCAGAUGGAGAAGUUCUCCAGCAGCCUGAACGAGCUGGCCUCCCGCGUGGAAGCCUCGCAGCUCACCACCUCGCAGGAGCGGGAGUUGGGCAUCCGGCAGCGAAACGAGGAGCUGCGAGUCCUGCAGGAGCGGCUGGGCCGCCAGCAGCGUGACAUGGAGGAGGAGCGUGGCCGGCUCCAGGAGGUCAUCGGGAAGAUGGAGGCACGCCUGAACGAGCAGAGCCGGCUCCUGGAGCAGGAACGCUGGCGAGUGAAUGCUGAGCAGUCCAAGGCGGAGUCCAUGCAGCGUGCCCUGGAGGAGCAGAGGAAGGUGAUGGUGCAGCAGAUCACCAUGGAGAGGGAAGAGCUGGAAAGGGCCAAGAGCGCCUUGCUGGAGGAGCAGAAAUCGGUCAUGCGUAAGUGUGGGGAGGAACGGCGGCGGCUGGCUGUGGAGUGGGCAGAGUUCUCCACACAGCAGAAGCUGAGUAAAGAGCGGGCCGAGCGUGAGGCGGAGCGGGCGCUGCAGGUGGACACCCAGCGGGAGGGCACCAUCAUCAGCCUGGCCAAGGAGCAGGCAGAAGUGAAGAUCAGGGCCAGCGAGCUCCGAGCCAAGGAAGCGCAGUUGGCGACAGACAGGGAAGCUGUGGAGCGAGAACGGCAGGAGCUGCAGCUGGAGAAGGAGAAGGUCAAGGCCACAACCCUGAGCCUGCAGCUCCGAGUUGAGGAGGUGGAGCACAUGCACAAGGUGGCCUCCAAGAAGUACGAGGAAGGUGAGCUUGCGCUGCACAAGGCAGCGCAGAUGCAGUCGGAGCAGCAGGCCAGGCUGCAGGUGGUGCAGCGGCAGCAGGAGCAGCUUCGUCAGCAGGAAGAGCACAUGCACCAGGAGCACCUGAGCCUGGCCCAGCAGAGGCUCCAGCUCGACCAUGUGCGACAUGACCUACCUUGCUACCCCCUGGAGCUUCCGCCCAGGGCCCAGGGCACAGCACCCUCCAUCCUUCGUGCUGCCUCUGCCUUUGUGGCUUCUGCUCCUGCUUCCCAUCAGCACAGCCAGCUGCUGGCCGGCCCUGGCCCCGCGCAGCUUCUUGCAAGGCUGGUGCUGCUGAAGCACACAGCUGAGCAGGACCGGGACUUCCUGGAGAAUGAACAGUUCUUCCUGGAGGCUCUAAAGAAAGCACCCUACAAUCUGACCUCCCACUUCGUCUGAGAAGGGCGGCUGUGCCCUCAGAGCAGCACCAACACCCAGCAGCUCUCCUGCCUCCAACAAGCCACCAGCUCCUCAGGCCACUUACAGCUCUUCAUGAAGACGGGGUACCAGCAUGUCCUCUCCGGGGCUGCGGCUUAUGCCUUGGGCUGUGGGCUGGAGCAGGAGGCCAGAGGAGUCAUGACCACCAAGGCUAGCUCAGAUGCCAGGCUGCCUGAGGUCCAAAGAGGCAGGGCCUCCCCCAGCCCGAUAGCUGUGCACCCUUCCCUGGUCUGCACGCGGCUGCAGUGAGUCCUUAUGCCUGGGCCUCUACCGAGGCGGAGCCUUUUCUCUAGGGAUGCCUUGAGCAGACUUCCAUCCCUCCCCAACAGGGACACAGAAGGCCCUCCUGGCCUCCUGGGAGGCCUGGUGGGGACAGGGAAGGGGCUGUGCCCAGCCAGAUUCCUCUACACCGUGCACUGGACUCCUGGGAUUCGGUUCCCCUCAAACCCCCUGCUCCCUCUGGCUUGCACAAAGCCCACCCCUCAUUUCCACACUGCCCAAGUGACCACUUGGCUCGGAUGAGCCCUGGCCCCUCCAGCUGCUGCUUCCUCCGCAUCCAGGCCCCAUCAGAGGGGAGCACAGCUGUGGCAGAGGCGGGUGUGGGGAGGGGCAGAGAAGGAAGCCAGCCGGAGCCUCUGCCCCAGAGGGGAAGAAGGUAAUGAUGGGGACCCGUGAGGGGCCACACACACCCAGGCUGCUGUUGGUCGUAUGGCUUUGCCAUCUACCAUGUGUGGGCUCUGUGCCAAGUCCAGUUAGAGGGGCGUCAGGAAAGGGGGCAGGUGAGCAGGAGGGCAGAAGGAGAAAGCACCCUGUGGGUGGGGUAGAAGUGGCACCAUUUGUAUCUCUCUGCCCUUCAGAAGAGCUCGCAGAGGGACCUGAGGUAUUUGCCAGCAGUUUACAGCUUUGGUGUCAGACACAUUAAACUGCUGUAUUCUUUUUGUA